Molecule: messenger RNA, 1641 nt
Organism: Iphiclides podalirius (scarce swallowtail)
Lineage: Eukaryota; Metazoa; Arthropoda; Insecta; Lepidoptera; Papilionidae
Source: the annotation of a GenBank genome assembly
AUGUUGCAGGCAUGCGCCAAAGUAGGGGCCACCGGCUACCUCACUUCCCGCAGCGUCAGCGGGUGGGCGCGCGCGCGCUGGCGGCGGCGGUGGCGCGGCGCGCGCGACGGCAAGCGAUCGCCGACGCCGGAGCCGAGUAGCGAAGGGCGCAGUGCCGCCGCGCCGCGCCGCCGCACCGCGCGCAUCAUGCUCAACAUGAAGCUCAAGGAGCGCCUCGCGCUGGCCAUAAGCGCGUUCCUCGUGCUGUUCACGCUCAUGCUCGUCGUCGACAUACAGAUGGACUACGGCAUCUCCGGGCACAGGGUGCCGCUGCACGGCCGCGUCCGCAUCGGCGACGAUCUGGACAAAGGCAGGUCGGCCUACAUCGAGUUCAGGAAGCGGUUCCUGCAGAAGAGUAACGGCAGCAACGGCUCAAGGGAGUUCGAGCAGUCGGCUCCUAGUGAGACCAGCGGUGCGGAGGCGGAACCCCGAACCCCCGCUGCCCCUUUGGAUCACUACGAGGACCUGCUGAGGAUAGUGAACGCCCAGCUGCAAGGGCGCGAGGAGGACAACCCGGUGGUGGUUCCCCCGCAUCACGACCUGAACGUACUGCGCCCAGAAAACCCAACAAUCGGGGAGAUGGAGGACCUGGAACCGAGCGUGAACGCGUCCAAUUUGGAGAAGUUCCAACUGAGGAUAGCUCAGCACGAGCUAUACGAAGACGAACAAAAAGAGGGCGGAACCCAGCUAAAGUUGAUCAUCGAUUAUCAGAACGGCGUUCAAGCACUCUUCAAACCCAUGAGAUUCGCUCGCGACGUGCAAACGCUGCCGAACCACUUUUACUUCUCCGAUUACGAAAGGCAUAACGCUGAAAUUGCCGCUUUUCAUCUAGACAGGAUAUUGGGGUUCCGGCGCGCCAUGCCGGUCAUCGGCCGCGUGCUCAACAUGACGACGGAGAUCUAUGACGUCACCGAGGGCGAUAUUCUGCGCACCUUCUUCGUGUCGCCGGCCAAUAACUUCUGCUUCCACGGGAAGUGCUCGUACUAUUGCGACACGGGCCACGCCAUCUGCGGCAACCCCGACAUGUUGGAGGGAAGUUUCGCCGCGUUUCUGCCAUCGUCCGACCUGGCUGGACGGAAGGUAUGGCGGCAUCCCUGGAGAAGGUCUUACCAUAAGCGAAGGAAAGCUCAAUGGGAAUUGCAAUCAGAUUAUUGCGAUACGGUACGCACAACUCCGCCUUACGACUCUGGUCGACGCUUGCUAGAUUUAAUGGACAUGUCUAUCUUUGAUUUUCUUACUGGCAACAUGGACAGGCAUCAUUACGAGACGUUCAAGAUGUUCGGCAACGAUACGUUCACGCUGCACUUGGAUCAGGGGCGGGCGUUCGGCAAGGCGUUCCACGACGAGCUCAGCAUAUUGGCGCCACUGCUGCAGUGCUGCGUCGUAAGGCACACCACCCUCACCACGCUACUCAAGUUCAACAAUGGCACACCGCUCUCGAAAGUUCUACGCGAAUCGAUGAGGGCGGACCCGGUCUCCCCGAUACUGUGGGAGCCCCACCUAGCGGCGGUAGACCGACGGGUGGGUCUGAUCCUCGACGCGAUCAGGAAGUGCGUGGACAAGUCCGAGAGCCCUCUACAGAACGAAGUGAACGACUUCGUA